AUGGUUAGGUACAGAGAAUGCCUCAAGAACCAUGCAGCCGCUAUGGGAGGCAAUGCCACCGAUGGGUGUGGCGAGUUCAUGCCUAGCGGUGAAGAGGGGAGCAUAGAAGCUCUCACUUGCUCAGCCUGCAAUUGCCACAGAAACUUUCACAGAAAAGAAAUUGAAGGCGAACACACCUCAUGCGGAGAUUGCUACCCACAUUUCAACAGGGUUGGAAGGAAAGUCAUUUUAGGCCACCACAAGAGCAUUUUAGCUCCUGAGGCUUUAGGGUACCCUACAGCUACCGGUACUCUUAUACCCUCAAGAGCAGCAGCAGUACCGCACCAUCAGAUGAUAAUGUCCUACAACAUGGGGUCGCUUCCUUCAGAAUCUGACGAGCAAGAAGAUGGAGGUGGGGUAAUGAUGGCCAGGCCUGCGCAAUUGAUGAAGAAAAGGUUUAGGACAAAGUUCACGCAGGAACAGAAGGAGAAAAUGCUCAACUUUGCAGAGAAAGUUGGGUGGAAGCUACAGAAGCAAGAAGAAACUGUAGUGCAACAGUUCUGCCAGGAGAUUGGAAUCAAGAGAAGAGUCCUCAAGGUUUGGAUGCACAACAACAAGCACAAUCUUGCCAAAAAGAACCCCUCCACCACUACUACUUAA
Molecule: messenger RNA, 639 nt
Organism: Dovyalis caffra
Lineage: Eukaryota; Viridiplantae; Streptophyta; Magnoliopsida; Malpighiales; Salicaceae
Source: the annotation of a GenBank genome assembly